Molecule: messenger RNA, 10724 nt
Organism: Astyanax mexicanus (Mexican tetra)
Lineage: Eukaryota; Metazoa; Chordata; Actinopteri; Characiformes; Acestrorhamphidae
Gene: kcna1b
Product: potassium voltage-gated channel, shaker-related subfamily, member 1b
Exons: 2
Coding region: 1033-2520 (495 amino acids)
Biological process (GO): potassium ion transmembrane transport; protein homooligomerization
Cellular component (GO): synapse; juxtaparanode region of axon; paranode region of axon
Molecular function (GO): protein binding; delayed rectifier potassium channel activity
Source: RefSeq, a predicted model, not a curated record
CUCCCUCCCUCUCUCCCUCCCUUUCCCUCUCUCUAUCUAUGUCUCUCUCUCUCCAGCUCCUCUCCGCUCGUAUGAAAAGCUGCAGUGUGCUUUUUCACAUGUUCACGGAGCUCUUUCCCACUCGCGCAGCGUCCGUUCCUCCCACGCGCUUCCUUCCGUUCCCGUUCCACCACCACCGGCGGCUGCGUGUCCGCUGCGUCUCGGUUUGUCCGCGUUUUUUUUUCUGGACGUCGACCAAAAGGCGCAAAGCUUCAUUCUUUCUUAACCCCGGUUUUUUGCUGAUGCGGCACCUCGACAGCUAAUGCACCCCCUCCUCCUUUCACUCUCUCUCACUCUCUCUCUCAGUCCUUCUCUCCAUCACCACACCACCACCACUACACCACCUCCACCAUCAUAAUCAGCAGCAGCGCCUCUUUCUUUUUUCCACCCUUCUUCGCGCAGAUCAGCGGCUGAAUUAAGGAAUCAAGCAUUGAAGAGCCUUGCGGUCGGACGGUAGCAGUAGCGGCACUUGGCAGACCUCUAAAAAAAUAAGAUUGAAGAAACCAAGCAGCAGAGGUCUAGCUGGUGGUGGUCACUUUCGUUUUUCCUCAACUGGCAUCCUCCACAUGAUGGUAAACACACCCAGGUGCAGAGAUUUACUCGGACACUGUCCGGUCGGACUGUGCGGGACAACAGUGGACAGUUAAAGGAUACAGGUAGCUAAUCCAGGCUUUGGUCAUAGUGGUGGCUCCUAUACCGCGAUCACACUAAAGCCAAAGUUGGAGUACAGGCAAGGUUGCAGGACGCAGGACGAGAUCCCCUUCUUUAAAAAGCCCAAACAGACCACCCCAGUGGUGAACGAAAAGAGGUGAUGCAGCACUCUGCCGGAGAUUGGAGAUAUGGACCGGUGGAAGGGUAAACACAGAGGAAUCGGCACGACAAGCUCCCUUUCAAUGGCAGCUUGAUCCACAGACAGCGCAGCGAGGCGAGGAGCUGCAUGAACACGCGCCCAACCCCAGCCUGUCCUGCGGCGCUGCUGGUGUGAGCUCCGCGAUGACAGUGGUGGCAGGAGACCACUUGGACGAAAGCUCGGCUCUGGCGGGCCACCCACAGGAGUCCUAUGCCGCCGAGCACGAUGAGCACGAAUGCUGUGAGCGCGUGGUCAUCAACAUAUCCGGCUUGCGUUUUGAGACACAGCUCAAGACGCUUGCCCAGUUCCCAGACACACUGCUGGGCAAUCCCAAAAAGAGGAUGAGGUACUUCGACCCAUUGAGGAACGAGUACUUCUUUGACAGGAAUCGUCCCAGCUUCGAUGCCAUCCUCUAUUACUACCAGUCUGGAGGACGGCUGAGGAGACCUGUGAAUGUUCCUUUGGAUAUGUUUUCAGAGGAAAUAAAGUUUUACGAGCUUGGCGUAGAGGCCAUGGAGAAGUUCAGGGAAGACGAGGGCUUCAUCCGCGAGGAAGAGCGACCACUGCCAGAGAAUGAGUUCCAGCGGCAAAUCUGGCUCCUGUUCGAGCAUCCUGAGAGCUCGGGUCCAGCACGCGGAAUCGCCAUUGUGUCCGUUAUGGUCAUUCUCAUAUCCAUUGUCAUAUUUUGCUUGGAGACAUUACCAGAGCUCAAGGAGGACCCUCAAGGAAGGUUACAAAAAGUAGGGAACACCACUAUCUAUUACAAACCAAAUGUUCUCACAGACCCCUUCUUCAUUGUGGAGACUCUCUGCAUCAUAUGGUUCUCCUUUGAGUUGAUUGUGAGAUUCUUUGCAUGCCCAAGUAAGGCAGCCUACUUUAAGAACAUGAUGAACACAAUCGACGUGGUGGCCAUCAUACCAUACUUUAUCACGCUUGGCACAGAGCUAGCAGAUGAUUCAGAGGAAGGACAGGAACCAAAAGGAGGGGGAGAGCAGGCCACAUCCCUGGCCAUCCUCAGGGUCAUCCGUCUGGUCAGGGUGUUCAGGAUCUUCAAACUGUCGAGACACUCCAAAGGGCUGCAGAUUUUGGGCCAGACCUUGAAGGCCAGUAUGCGGGAGCUUGGCCUGCUUAUCUUCUUUCUCUUCAUUGGGGUCAUCUUGUUCUCUAGUGCGGUGUACUUUGCUGAGGCAGAGGAGAAGGAGUCGUUUUUCACGAGCAUCCCAGACGCCUUCUGGUGGGCAGUGGUCUCUAUGACCACUGUGGGCUAUGGGGACAUGUACCCCGUGACCAUUGGGGGCAAAAUAGUAGGUUCCUUGUGCGCCAUUGCUGGCGUGCUGACCAUUGCGCUCCCAGUGCCCGUGAUUGUGUCUAACUUCAACUACUUCUACCACAGAGAGACUGAAGGGGAGGAGCAGGCACAGCUCCUCAACGUGAGCAAUCCCAACAUUGCCACUGACUCCAGCUCUAGUCGGCGCAGUUCCUCUAUCGUCAGCAAGUCGGAGUACGUAGAGAUCGACGAGGACAUGAACAACAGCAUUGACAAUUUUCGGGAGGCGAACCUGAGGACUGGGAACUGCACUGUCAUGAACCAAAACUGUGUGAACAAGGGAAAGCUUCUAACAGAUGUGUAAUAUUCCGGUUUCAUCUUGACGAAGCAUCUGCAGAGGCAUCUCAACUGCACCCAGAGUGGUAACCAUACCAGAAUGCUUUAUCUAUGCAAUGCGUUGUUGCAUUGCAUAUGCUUUACCCUACAUUUACAGCAAGGGAUACUUCUACCGGCAUUCAGCUUCAUAUAGAUUGUCUAAAAUAUAGAAACUGUGGUUUCAAAGAUUUUAUUCUAUAAAAAUAUGGGAGACUCCGUGACUGCAGUAUCAACUUCGCAUGGAAUUUCUUUUUUUAAUACAACACACUGCGCACAGCAUCCAGGAACGUGCAUCAGGACCUUCUAGAGCAUCUGCAGAUACUGAUAUUGGUCUGCUUGUGGGAGCUAUGCCAUGCUACAUCUUGAGCUCUGCUGAGCAGAUUAGAUGCACCUUAAUGUAACAGGAAAAGCAUGGUUUCCAGUCCCUGCUCGAUGGUUGACGGUUCUCGCUGGACAGGUGGCACUUUUGUGAAAGACAUCUGCAAUGCUGCUAUUUCUCCCGCAGAUGCUAGGACUUUUGCCCCAUUAAGCCCAAAGCCAUGUGAGGCGGCACAUGGCUUUUGGGGGUUUUCUUAUAAGCAUGUUACAAUAUUCUUUGGAUUUUUUUUAUAUAUUGGCAUGCACAAACAUUACCUCAUUAAUUUCUUUUUCUUUUUUUCAUUUAUUUAUGCCCUCAGAUUUUCUCUCAUUUGGUUUCACCAAAAGUGCAAUGGUUAUUAUUUAUUGUUCCUGGUAUAGAUUAUUUAAAAAGCAUUUAUGAGAUGAAUGUUUAAUCUUAACGUUGGAGCAGUUAAUUAUGGAGAUCGUGGCAUGUCAACUAUGAAGCAUUGAGGCCUACUCGACUCAGGUACUGUGUAUCCUGGUAUAAUUAGUGCAUGACAUCAGUAUUAACAAAUUGAGAUAGGUUUACGUGUAUUUGUAGAUUAAUGAAGGGAUUUUUGCUGACUUUAAUGACAUAUAUUAACAAAGAUAUCUUAAUACAAAGUUAACAAGGUAUCGAGAUGACAUUUUGAAAAAAUGUCAGUACACUCCAAACAGUAUUACAGUAUCUACAGCUACAGUUAACAGGAUAUGGAGGUGACAACCCACAGACUAUUGUGAUGGACAAUUGCUAAUUACGAGUUGUAAAUGAUGCAUCCAAUGUUUAAAGGUACACUAAUUAAGUUUUUUUUUUUCCUUUGCUAAAACAAGCUAACUUUAAUAAUACAAAGAAAGGAAAAUUCUCAUUUCAUGUAUUUUGUAAUGCUUGCAAAUCAUUCAUGACUUUACAGCAUAUUUACUUUUAAAUACAUUCAAAUCUAGAGUAUUGCUGCCUCCCAUUUGAACUCGGAUGUCAGAAUUUCCAGCAAAGAGAUAGUUUCAAGUAGAAAAUUUUAAUUGAAAUGCCCCUAAAAGUCAGAUUUCCUAUUCAGAAAGGUUGGAGAGCCUAAAAAAAAAUCCAAAAUGGCUGUUGCACACAUCAACAGUUUGAAUGCACAAAAUUAGAGCUAAUCUUACUGUUAACUAGCAAUGCUAACCUGGGGCAAAGCUAACACUGAUAAUCGGAAAGGAGAACAGAACAUAUUUUGGUUGGAUUUGCCAAAAACACAUUAUUAUUAGACAGUUUUAACAGGAACGCUGUGGAUUUGAGCUUGUUAUCAGUCCAAACUCAGAAAUUCAACUUCCGAGGUGAAUGGAACGUAGCAUAAGUUCACAACAAUGAGAAAAAUAUUACUUAGUGUAUCUUUAACUUUUAAAUUCAACAUCUACAUUAUAGAAGAUACACAUAUAUUUAACCCUCUGUUUGUGUUCGCGUAUAGUGCCUUUAACCCUCGAACUGACAGAACUGUUAAAAGUGCCUCCAUGUACAAUAGCAUCAAUUUUACUGUGCAGCUCCUUUUAACCUACUGUAUGAUGCAUAGUCCAGGACCCAUCCGAGUAUCAUUUGGACUGUCGUAGUCAGAAGAUGCACAUAAACAUAAAGACAGUUGGAGUAUGUCUGCUGGUGUAUAGUAGAAUACUCUAGAAUGGAGGGAGUUUGUCCUGUGGCCUCAGUGCACAGAAAGUGGUGACAUAUUGAUUGGAAAACUGUUGGGAAUUGUUGGAAAAGACAAACGAAGAAAAAGCAGGAACAAAGUGGGAUAUUGGUGUAGGAUGUUUCAGGAACUGCCCCUUCAAAUCCUUGUAUAUAAACCUCAGUAAAUGACUCAAAUGAUCUCCAAAAACAGAUAAUUACCAUUGUACAGAGAAUAAUUAGAAAUAUCUAUUUUUCAUCUCUUUUGCUGUCCAUUGUUUUAAUUUUUUGACUUAGAUAAUUUUUUUUUGCUUCAUCAUGUCAUACCAUAAUAAGCCUUUUUAUGUGUUUGUCUACCUCAGUGUGGUCACGUAUGGAGUGUUUGUGAAACCCAGAAGCUUAACAUCCUGCUAGGCAUUCCCCCAAGGUCAAGAACCACACAGUGUUUUGCACAGAAAAUCAAUACAGAACCUGAACAAAAGUGCUGGAAAUGGAUUUUAAAGAAGAACACAUUGUUGCUGUCCAAAGAACAACAAAAAACAAAAUAUCACCUUAAAAUUAAAAGGGGAAAAAAACAUGUUAACUUCCAGUUAGCGCUGUCACAAUAGCUACUUUUUAAAAAUAAUAUAGUCCCAGUGAUAAAUUGUGAAACACUUAUUGCGAUAUUAUUGUAAUUUUAAUGCCACUGAUACAUAAAAAUAAAAAUAAUAAAAAUAUGAUAAAAGCAUAAUAAUGCAAGCAUGCCCUUUAAAAGAGCAAUGAAAUUUUAACUACUGAAAUAUUUCCAUAUUGCAUAUGGAAUAUAAAAACAUAGCAGCUCAUUCAUUCGCUGGAUUUUUGCAUUCCAUUUAGGGAAUGUAAUCUGGAAUGCAUCUAAAAGUUGGAUUUUAAACUCUGAAACUGGUAUGGUAUAGAAUCCAAGAUGGCUGCAUCACCAGAAGUAAAAACAGUAGUAUUACACAGUUUAUCAGCGCUUCUCUCUAUCUAUGUGUUAUUAAAUCAGUCAGACACACAGUACUGUCCAUCUUCUACAUGUGGACAUGUUUUCAGGAUGUUGUUAUAAUGCGUUAUGAACAAUUCUACGUGACACAGUGCUAGCAAUAGUAACAUGGGUAAACAUGAGGUAAAAAGUGGGACAUUAUUUGUUUUGAUAAGAAAUGGGUAAUUGACUGUCAAAUUACUAGGGGCAAAUUCCAUAUUCUUUAACCUAGUUAAAGAAAUACCACCUCAUUCAUGGUAAUGGGCUCACCUCUCUGAGAAAAAUCUAAUGGGCAGUAGGUCUUGUAAUUAUAUACUGUAAUUAAUUAAUGCAAUUACAGACAGUCCUACUUCCAGUGUAAAUGAAUGUGACAAGUUUUUAUUCCAAGUAAUUUUAGACAUUUAUCAUAAAAUUUCCACACAAUAUUGCUGUGCUCAAACAUCAAACUAAAAAUCGACACAAAUGUAGAUACGUGUUUUUCUUUGGACAGCCACCACAUGCACAGUCUACUGUAUAACAGCUAGUUUGCUCUAAAUGAAAGUACUGAAACACAACUGGAAGGAAAUGAGAGAUAUUUAUCAGUAUUAUACAGAUUGAAAAGCAGAAAUGAACAGGACAUAUGAAAGGCUACAUUUUUUAUACUUUAAAAGAACACUGGCAGAAUUAUCCACUUACUGCCCAGACCAAAUAUAUAGGUAGGGCCUAUAUUUAUCCGCUUAAAUAGUAAACAAACUGAAAAUCUGGGAAACUAACCAGUCUAUUAAACUCUAUUAAGAACAGUGAUACAGUAUUAUAGCCUAUAGUUAUAAUGCGUGUUGGACUUUUUGGACCUUCCGUUAAUUUUUGGGUUCUUACAAGUACAACUGAUAGCUUUAAGAUCUACUGCAAAGGAAAAAAUACAAACUGCUAUGGAGAUUAAAAAUAUUUUGUAGAUUUGAAUUAAAUGUAUCUGAAUUUAGAAUUUUAAAAGUGCUUUUUGGUGUUUUUAACUUGUGAGGAGGAGAAAUUUGUUCACAACUAACAAAUUUUACAUUUAAAAAAAAUUCAGAUCCACAAAUUCUUCAGAUAAAAAAAAACAUCUGAUAAAUCCUGAUUUUUAUGAAAACCUUAAGUUAUGUUGAAAGCACAUUUUACCAUCUCAAAAGUGCACUCCCAAAAAAGCAUUGUUAGAAUUCAAAAUCAGGCAAAUUUAAUUAAAACAAUAAUACAAAAUUCAUAUUAAAAUACUUACAUCACAUUUUAGGCUCCAUAAACUACAAACAAAUUCUUGGUAAAAAAAAAUAAAAACAAAUGUUACUAGAAGUACUUUGUAAGUAGGAUUAUGGGUUUUUAAACACAUCUUAAAAUAUUCAAAUAAAAAAAUGAGUAACAAAAAAAUUUAAAAGCAUGAAAAAAGAAAUUAUUGGGCUAUUUCAGAAGAUCCCGGGAUAGCAUAUCCCAACGCUGAUUUGUACCAUAAGCAUGAUCUGUACAUUUCCAUAUCAGAGUAACACCUUUAACUUAAGAGUAGGUAAAAUUUAAAAUCUAUAUAUAUAUGUAUCAUUUUUAUAAAUCAUGGUAACUGAUCCAGGGGACCAAAAAUAAAUCUCUUUUUCUCCCUUUACAGUGUGUAAAACAUUACUGACAUACUAGAAAACUAAUAAAUCAACUAAUAUACCAGGAUAUGAACAUGCGAGAGAAGUGAAAAAAUAAACAAACAAAACAAAAAGACUGUGAUCACUUCUAGAGAUAUUCCUCAUUAAAUGACAUUUUAUUGACAGAGAUCUUUUUUUGUUCUCUGUUCUGUGCUUGAAAUGACACAUGUGGGCUACAAUAUUACUAAAAAUGACUUUCUAUUAUUUGUAGGAAUAUUUUCUAUCAUUUCUUUCUAUAGAGCUUUUCUUUAUUUGUUUUUAUAGAGAUUUUAAAAUUCAGACAAAUAGGUCAUGGGUCAUGAUUUAUUACAACUUCUAACUCAAUGAGAUUCUUUGAAAUAGCCAUUGAUUUAUUAUGAUGUUGCACAAUUUUAAGCCACUUACGUGUUAUACAGUCCUGUGCAAAGGUCUUAGGCCAUGAAACCUGUUUUAAACUUGAGUGUUUUUAUGCUUAAAGCAUCGUAAUAUUAGAAUAAAUAUAAAUGAACAGAAAUACAGAGGUCAGUUUAUAAGGCUGAAUGCUGUUGGUUGGUAUGUAGCCAGUUGGAUUUUGGUCACUCAAAAAUGUUGUAUCUUAACAGGACAAAAUGUCUCAAAUCUCAACUUUACAGUUAAGAGACAGUUUUUUUAUUUUAUUUUAAUGGAAGUCAGUGUAAAAGGAUUUUAAUCCAAGACAUUUUGGAGCAUUUCUAUUGGUCCAUUCAACAUGAAAAUUUUGCACAAUGUAAAAACAACUGCCAGAUUCAAAUAUGAUAAUAAAAGAAAACAGCACAAACAAUACAAUAUGGAGAUACAAGAUUUUUGGAGUGACUCUGAAAUUUUGGUUAGAAGACAGACACUGGGUGCUGAUCAUCUUAGUAAGUUUAUUGAUUAGUACAGUUCCUGUUUGUGAAAGAUUGCAUAAUUUGGAAUAUUUAUGUUUAGUCCAUUCACUGUGAACAUUUUGCACAAUGUAAAAAAACAACUGCCAGAUUUAAAUUGUGAUAUAUUAUUUUUUUGGAAGAACUGAUAAGAUAAACUUGCCUUCAAACAGCAGUUUUGGAAAUGGUUUGGCCGGGUUCACUCUACAUAAUUUUAGGCCAGAUUUUUGCGUCACCAGCUGGUUGAAAAACUUCAGACUGGACCGCAGAUGAAAAACCUCAGACUGGGGAAAAAUUAUCACUCACUCAGUGCUCAUCAUAUGCUGCUGAUUGGAGCAAUCGUUUAUUGAUUGUAGAUUUAUCGCAAAAAAAUAUAUUUAAAAACAUAGAAUUUCUAGAAUAACAGUAACACUGAGAGUAAUCUUCCACAUGCUCUGUGUAAUUACACAUUCUCACCAGAGAGGUCGCUAAAUGAAUAGAUGAAAUUUGUUCUUUUUAAGUAAUUAAACACACCAGUCUUGCUUAAAAUUUGUAUAAACGUUUUCUAACCGUUGAAAAACGAUUUUACUGUGGUAAUUUCCACUGUGCAGUGAACUCUCAAGUUCAAGUGUGCUAUAGACGAGGAUGAUGUUUCCAUGUACUUUUUACACAGACACAUCACAAUAUGCAAAUCUGUCAAUCAAUAAUACCCCCUCUGCUGCAGCUCAGCCGAUCAGCUUUCCCUCCUGCCCUGCCUCUAAACCCAUACAUCACCCAGUGCCCCUCCCAAACUACCCCUCACGUUUUUUCAGCUGUUUUCAAAUUCUAGCUAAGGUUGGAGCAAAAAUCACAGGGUUUAGUGCCCCUUUAAAUAAAGGCUGUUUACAUGUUAUUUCUUUUCCAUAAUCGAUGUAAAAAAAAAUGAUGUAAUGGAACCAUAAUUUAGCAUUUAUUGAAUGUUAAUUUUCUUAACUAUUUGUCAUUCAUUACUCGAGGACAUCCAUUCUGGAAGGAGCAUAUUGUGUAUCUUGAUUUUGUGAAGAAAAUAGAAAAAAAAAAAAAUUUGAGGGAAAUUAGACCCACUGUGUGUUCCUUCUGGUGAAAGACGGCGUAAUUCAUGGCUCUGUGUCACUGAUCAGUUGUGUAGUUUGCAAACUACAACCACUGCAGGAUUCUCUGUUACGACUCAGUCAUGUGAUGUAGUUGUGUAGCAUGAACCUGGCCCUGGCAUUAGCUGACACACUUAUACACAACAAACCACAACGUUCAAUUAUUUAAAGCAUCGAAUUUAUUCUAAUGUUAGUAGAGCUGAAAUAAUACACAUCAUCUGCACAGGUCCUCUCAGGGGCCUGAGACAGUUUUGCACAGAACUGUAUUCCAGUAUAUUGAUAUGAAACAUUAUUUUCAUAUAAAAAUGAACAAAUCUUAUUUACUGAACAGCAGAAAAGAACAAUACUGGCCUUUUUUCUUCUUUAUAUUUAAUCUGCAUUGCACUGGGUUGGUCAUGUACUAAAACGUCUUAUACGUAGUUCUGUUGGUUUUUUUUGUUUUUGUUUUUAUAAUCUUAAUAUUUUAUAAUCAGUUCUGAUUACUGUAUGUAAGCUUUAUUACUGAGGUUUCGAAGAAUGUUAGUGCUUUCUGAACCUUUUUAUGGUAAAAAAUAAUGAGAAAAAAUGAGAAGAAACAACUAUAUAGAAGCCAAUGAAAUUCCAUCGAGUGUGAUAUUGAUUCACCCCUUUUGUUCUGAUCUUUAUUUAUUGACUUAUUGUUAUUGUACAUCACUGUUAAGAAACAUAAAAUAUGAAAAUGAAACAAAACACAUCAAAAAUAUAUUCAAGAUAUAAACUGUAAGGAAAUACGCAUAAGCCUUGCAGCCGAUUCAUCUUAUAUUUUCUUGCCGAGAUGCUGUAAAGGCACGUAACAAAAAAAAAAUUAUAUAUAUAUAUAUAUACACAUUAAAACAAAAAACACACAAUACUACCAAAAAAAAAGAGAUUUCUUCUGUUUUAAAAAUUUAAUUAAUUUUUUAGCCAUGUGAGUGUACUUAAAAUACUGAACAGCAUUUCUGGGUCAUAUUACAUAUUACAUAAAGGCUGCAAUGCAUCACGACCAUCAUGUUCUUCAGCACUCACUCCACGUCCCUGUUCUACUCAAGCACUUUUCUGAGCUUUUCAAUGUGUUCAUUUAACUGCUUAAAUCAACAAGUCUGCAUGAUAAAAGAAAAAAACUAAGAACUGCAUGAUCCAAAUAAUUCAAUAAUGAAAUCUGAAUCUGCCUCAGCAUAAUCUUACAUGUCUGCCCUCAUUUGCUUUAGGAUUUCUGCCAAAUUAUUAUUAUUAUUAUUAUUAUUAUUAUUAUUAUUAUAGUCUGAUUUAUAUUAUAUUAUGUCGAAGAACUACAUCAUCAUUAAUUCGGUGUGUGUGUGCAACAUCCAGAUCUCUUUUCAUCCAUCCAUCCACGCACACACUCACACACACAUACAUUAAAAUUAGACUGGCUACUGUAUGUGAACCUUAUUUCGGACUCUGUUGUUUUUGGAUGUUGUUCUUAUUAUACUGUACGUUCCUUAACUCCAUGUUUCUGAGUCAUGUCGUCGAACAUGCAGGAUCCUGCAGCAGCGUAUUCUCUUUCAUUAUAUGCUGGUGAAGGCAUAGUCUAUGAUCUAUGCAAGGAUGUCCAUCCCCUGUCUAUUCUCCAUCCUACUGCGCAUCCAUAUCAAUAAAUACAUCAAUAUAUCUGAAGAUCUCA